AUGACUCGACAGAGUCGUGCUUUCCCGGGAGUUUUUUUUGACCAAAGAUACAACAGACAGUCAGGACUAUGUAGCGGCCCCGAUUUCUGCAAGAAAUUUGCUCUCCGAUCUCUUCCCUUCACCAUUAUGCUUUUGCUCGUUGGUUUUAUCUUGACCAUGGUUGCAAAUUCUGAGAAAUUUUUCUGGGGCCCUGAAGAUGACUGGUGUUGUAAGGAAGAGAGGCUUAAGUCGGAGCGAAAUAUAAAGAAUCGUCAAAUCAUUGGGCAAAUUAUCUUGGCGAUCAGCGGUUUAUCUUUAAUUAUUACCAUAGCGUACAUCCAGAGAAAGAACAAUGCCGGACAAGGUAUAACCAGACCGAACACUGGUCAAGCAGCGGGUUCAACAACUCAGGAAGGAUCGGGCAAUGUGACGACCACCACUCAAUAUCCUAGCCCCAAUGGCUUUGAACAGCCCGCGUAUGGGCAGACACCCGAGUAUCCCUCGGGAUCAGGACCUUAUACUUCAACACCCGCUGAAUAUUCGUCUUUUCCGACGGGUCCAGCUUAUCCUCCAUCGACUCAGUACCCCUAUAAUUCUUCGCAAAGUGGUCCACAGGCACUAUCUCCAACAGAGAUAAAUCCACCCCCAUCGUAUGAAAGUAUUGUUGGCCACAGUAACUGUGCUCCAAGUGCUCCCCCAGAGACGCAAGUUUAUUAA
Messenger RNA from Porites evermanni, 696 nucleotides. Lineage: Eukaryota; Metazoa; Cnidaria; Anthozoa; Scleractinia; Poritidae. The record is from the annotation of a GenBank genome assembly.